GCGCUAUUUUGUUGCCGUAGCGCUCAUUACUCCCACGACACGCAGUAAAAACAGUAAAAACACAGUAAACAGGGGGCGCGGACACGUAAAUACUAUCGGAUCGCUCAUCUGAGGUUGCAUUUGGUUCCCGGAAAAGUUAAUAUUUAAAGAGUCGUCCGUCCUGCGACGGACUUGUCUUGUUGUGGAAAUAUGUCGGAACCAAGUAGCAAACGGCCGAGAAGCAGCGUACCGGUUUGCAGGAGCCACGGGGCGCCGUUGGGGAGCGCGGUGAGGCAGAACCUCCCGGUCGAGGUGGAGGAGGGUCUGUGCGGGGUGACCGGAGCCCUGCUGGAGCUCACGUACUGCCUGCAGGCGCUGGCCACGAUAUUUGAGCAGGACGACGUCGGCCUGCCGAGGGUGGCGGCUUUUUUCCGCCGGGAGUCGGAGGAGCAGCAGGAGCAGGCCGAGGCCAUGCUGGCCUACCUGAGCGAUCGUGGGGGGCAUUACUGCAAUAAGGAUGUUCAGAAGCCCGGGUGCGAGGGCAUCUGUGCCAUCGUGCCAGCCCUGGAGAUGAUGCUCGGCCGCUGGAAGGAGCUGCUGGCCAUCAUGACGGAGCUCAGCCAGCUGGCCAAAGAGCACGGCGACCCGCACACGGCCAGCGUCGUCAAGGGAUGCUUCCUGACCCGCCUCGUCGCCAAGGUCAAAGCGCUAGGUGACAUCCUGAGCAGCGCCCGUCGGGUGGGCUGCACCAGCGAGGGGUCAGGGGGCUGCGGCGAGUAUCUCAUUGAGCAGCUACAGGCGGAACUCUCCGGCAUCUGAGACCACCGGCCAACGCGUCAUCGUGGGACUGCGGCACUCCUCUCGCACCUGUACUCAGAGUAAACGUAUAAUUUACAAGUUCCCUUCACAUUGACUCAUGUCGCAGAUUCUUUUCUCCAGAGUGACAUGUGGGGGAAGCGAGUGGUACAGUAGUCGGAGCUGUUGCUCCUCAAUCAAGGAACCCAGGUUCAACCUCCCCAAUACCGCCCUUUAUCAAGUAC
Molecule: messenger RNA, 1019 nt
Organism: Scleropages formosus (Asian bonytongue)
Lineage: Eukaryota; Metazoa; Chordata; Actinopteri; Osteoglossiformes; Osteoglossidae
Product: ferritin light chain, oocyte isoform
Exons: 3
Coding region: 190-798 (202 amino acids)
Biological process (GO): iron ion transport; intracellular iron ion homeostasis
Cellular component (GO): cytoplasm
Molecular function (GO): ferrous iron binding; ferric iron binding
Source: RefSeq, a predicted model, not a curated record